AUGUCUUUUCUCAGAGGAUCUGCGUCCAUUAAUCGCACCCUUAUCACGGUCGUCCUGCUCUUGACACUCACACUGCUCUUAGACCUAAGGCGGUUGCCGGACAGCUCAGCAGCUCAGGAGUAUGUCUUCUCCCUUCUGACCCCCUGCGAUGGGGUCGGACUCUGCAACCUCUGUGGGGACGUGCUGGAGAUGGUAGACCUCUUGCAGCGUGCGCUCGCGAACCCGUUUCAAGAUAAGUUGACGUUCUCGCCGGAGGACUGGGAUGCGCAUGGGCUUCAGCCAUAUCAGAGAUGUCUGCGGGAGCCGUUCCUGCGCGGCUGCGACACACUUGUUCACAAAAUCAGGAUGCAGCGAAUCGAUUUCGCGAAGGGAAUACUGGAGCAGGUGGUCGAGGAUGUGCAGUUUCGGCAGAAGUGGGGUUCUUUAGGCGAGGACUACGUUACCGAAAACGCCGUGCAGCUCACCGCGUACAUCUUCGACUCACAGGAGCGCUCGCUCGGCGGGAGGCGCGAUCCGCGCAAGGAGGACGGCGCCGCGCAGAAUAUUGUUUACCAGCCAUCCACACUUAGCCUCGGCGGCGACCCUGCGCUCGAAAGCCUGGUUACGUGCGUGUGGUUUCUGCGGCGCGAUGUUCUGCUUCUCCAUCAGGACUUCUGCUACCCCGUCUGUGAGGGUAGGCUGACCGUCUUUGGGCGGGUGCAAGUAGCGCUUCUGCGCUUCUACGUGCGACACGCUAUCAAACCUCGUCUUCUUUUUCUGCGGCAGCAGCAUCGCGGGACACUAGUGGUGGUGGAGCUGAUGAUGAUCGGCUUUGCCUUCUGCGUGGAGAGGCUGAUGCGUCCUGGUCUGACGUGCAGCGGCACCGUGGCGCGCCGUAUCAGGCGCGUGCAAGGAGGUACAGCAUCCUCGACGUCCACUGGCAGCGGCUUAGUGAGUGGGGUCCAUGGAGAAGAUAGCGUUGCUGCGGCGAGCAGUGGCGGCGGUAGCGCUGGUGGCGGUGGCGGUGGCGGUGGCGGUGGUAAACUUCACUGCCGACCAGGUCGACGACGGCGCUGGGUUGUGGUGAUGUAA
Leishmania major strain Friedlin is the source of this 1071-nucleotide messenger RNA. RefSeq lists its product as hypothetical. The coding region runs from base 1 to 1071 and encodes 356 amino acids. The transcript has a single exon. NCBI's taxonomy places the organism in Eukaryota, Euglenozoa, Kinetoplastea, Trypanosomatida, Trypanosomatidae. The record is from RefSeq and is a predicted model, not a curated record.